UUGGGCCGGUGUUGCAAAACAGCUGUUUGUGGUAAAUUACGUUUAUUUGUGAAGUUAUAAAUAUACAUUUUCAGUUCAAGUUUAACAGAAAAUAUGGACGAAUCAAAGUUCGAUGCAGAGGAGGAAGUUCCGCGCAGACAACUGAACGUGUUUGGACGCGACGUUUCACAGAUUCCAUGCUUUCGUAACAGCUUUCUGUACGGGAUUAGCGGCGGAAUAGCGGUAGGUCUAGGCACUUUCCUAGGUACAUCUCGAACUCGACUAUCGACACAUGUUGGUUUUAGCAGCUUCUUUAUUGGCACACUUGGCUAUUGGUUGGUUUGCAGAUAUCAAUGGUCUAAGAGGCGCUUUGAAUAUCAACAAUUAAAGGAAGCCAUGCUGCUCCAAGGCCUACACGAGGGCACUGAUCUUGAGCGUAAAAUUCUGGAAGAGGCCUAACUUAACGUGUUACUUAAUUUUUACAAUAUAGUUGACUAUGAACGAAUAUGUAUAUAAUAUUUACAAACAAAUUGUUGCUUAUUAAUUGUGACAAGUUUUUUAAAUAGGUGAUUAAGCCAAACUAAAGUUUUAGUUAUAAAAAAAGAGAGCCUUGCUUUAUUUCCUCUAUUAAUAUUAGGCACAUGAAAAAGUUCGGUUACAAAUUUUUAGAAACGAUGAUUUUUGGCAUUGAAACAUGCAACGGCGACACACAAAAUUCUUCGUAUGUAAAUCUACUUUGCGAAGGGUGCCUAUUGAGACCAAAAUUAAUUUUUGGAAUAUUUAGAGGAAACUAGUUAAAUUUAAUGUAUAAAAAAACCGAAAAAUCAGUACCGGCUGAAGAAUCAAAUUGUUAUAGCUGGCAGAACUAUAGAUUACUAAAUAAAAUAAUAUGAAUAUAGAAUAAUAAAAUAACAAAUUAUUAAUAUUAUAAUAAUAAAUGAAAUCCACUAAAGCGAAUUGGAAAGAUUUUACAAAAACAUUUGCAUAAAAAUUUUUUGGAGUUGUGCUAGAGUAAUUUGUAUGAAAUUUGUAACUGCACUGAGACCUUUGAUGCAACCUGGGUUCAUCAAUAUGAUUAGGAGCCCAAGAAAGUGCUGAUGAGUAAAUAAAAAAGUUGGCGCCGCAGUUUAUGAUGACAAUUAUCAGGGUUCAGGGUUAGCUAGCUUUUUUCAUGUAUUUUCGUUUCUGGAAGACAAUGCAUCGUUCAUACCGCUCGGGUAGAGAGGAUUGUCUUAAUGUCGAUUUACCGGGCGAUGCCUUUGGUAUGCAAAUUUAUAAUGCAUGUAGAUUUAAUGCUUUUUAGUAGUUUUUAUUAUAAUUAAUAAAUUCAAUAAUAGUUGAUUAUGUAUUGUGAAAGAUUUGUGAAACAUCUUAAAAAAAUGUUAUUUAUAUUUAUAAGAAAAUUUCAUUUGUUGCACGUUGCGUAUCAGG
Anastrepha ludens (Mexican fruit fly) is the source of this 1410-nucleotide messenger RNA. RefSeq names its product cytochrome c oxidase assembly protein COX20, mitochondrial (gene l(3)87Df). The transcript is spliced from 3 exons. The record is from RefSeq and is a predicted model, not a curated record. Gene Ontology annotation, biological process: mitochondrial respiratory chain complex IV assembly. NCBI's taxonomy places the organism in Eukaryota, Metazoa, Arthropoda, Insecta, Diptera, Tephritidae. Gene Ontology annotation, cellular component: mitochondrion; mitochondrial inner membrane. The coding region runs from base 94 to 438 and encodes 114 amino acids.